This is a messenger RNA of Mytilus californianus (California mussel), 2421 nucleotides long. RefSeq lists its product as uncharacterized. The coding region runs from base 112 to 1056 and encodes 314 amino acids. The transcript is spliced from 7 exons. The record is from RefSeq and is a predicted model, not a curated record. Lineage: Eukaryota; Metazoa; Mollusca; Bivalvia; Mytilida; Mytilidae.
AAAUUGUGUUUUAGGUACAGAAAAACACCGCUUGGAAUAUACACAGGUUUUUAUUUUAGCGCUUAGAUAUAACUUUGAAAGAAGAGAUUGUUAAAGAUUAAUGAAGACAUCAUGGCAUUUCAACUGAUGUAUGUGACAGUUCUCACAACGCUUCUGAUGGUCUGUUUAGAUGUCUGCCACAGCAAAACGUCCGUGACAUAUUCCUUUUCAACUGAUUCGUGUAAUGCACCAACGUAUGUUGUUGAUGAACACACCACAACCUUCAUGACAUUUGAUGGGGAUUUACGGAACCAUGACUGUAGACAAAUGUCGUUUUCAAUUCCCAAAUCGAUUUUCUAUUAUUACCGCAUGUUCGUUAAACAACAUUACUUUGACAGCCCUAAAUGUCAGACUAUGGUACAGUUCAAGAUAUACAGAGAUAUAGAACCAGAAUAUGAAUAUUAUUAUGACUAUGAUGGCGAGAUAAAAGGUGAAGGUUGCAAAGGGGACUCAAACAGCUAUCUUUUGGAUGGGCUUUACAAUUUCGAUUCAGUUUCCUUCCAAGUAAAGAAAUCUCAUAUAAGUAAUAAUGAAAUCAGCAUACACGGCGACAUAAUACCAGAGGAAAUAGCAAUAGCACCUGACAAACUAAAUGACACUUUUAAGUUUCAAAUUGACGCAGAAUUGGAAUACAAUUAUGAUGUAAUUGGUGGAAUAUCAGGGGGAAUAGCUGGUUUCUUGAUUCUCUGUGGAUUGACUAUUUAUUUGUGCAUCUGUUGUCGUAGGAGAAAACGAAAAACCGGAAGAUACUGUUGCACAUGUGUAUAUAACAGAACAGGAAACAUUAAUGCAGGAGGUCUUUUGACAGAAUGUUCCGUAGGUGGACUAUUAUUAUGCUCGUGUAUUUUAUGUAGACACCAACAACACUACAAAAGAAUGCAGAGUUCAUAUUCAGAUUCUUGUGAAAAGAUGUCUACUGAACCUGAUGACAACAAGACUGAUAUGGUGACGAGGUGGGAAUCUCUUAAUGGCCAGAAGGAUCAAAACACAGUCCCACUCAUUCAAUGUGACAAUUAAACUUGAGAAUACGCAAAAUGUCCGAAUGAAAUAUGUGUAAAUAGCAUCGGAACCUUUACCAAAGAGAAACGGUGCAAUUUUAUGUAUAUGUAUCUGUACUUUUUUACCAACAAAAUAAUCGAUGGUGUAUAUAUAUUUUAAUAUUAGUGGUUAUAAAUCAUGCACUAAAACCGUUUCGUACACUUCUUCUUAUUUAUGUAAAAUGAGGAAAUGUAAAUGAAAAAUUCAUUUAAAGCUUUAAUUAAAAACUGGCGAAUUAAUCCGAUGGUUAUCCGUCAAAACCCGAUUAGAUUUGUAAAGUAUUCGUACAAGAAUAAAAAAAAGAUGAUAAGAUACGUGUUUAUCUUUUCCACAAUAAAACACAAUAACGUACUUUAUUUGGACUUUUAGCUUUUAUCAUUCAAGUGUCAUUUAGACGAAACGAGUUUUUUUUCACAUUAUUAUAUAUUAGGGGUAUAUAACUUAUUAUCUUACUUAUCAUACCUUUCUAGAAAUGUCAUUGGUUAUAUAUUUGAAAGCGAACACGUGGACAUAUUUAAUAUAAGGUCAGUGAGCGCGUUUUAUUUUAAGUACACGGUUUUUUGAAUACAUGAUUAAAAGUAGUGUUACGUUCCUUUUAAAAAACAAAAUGGUGUUGUUUUUAUAGUAACAUACAUUGUGAACCCACAUAAUUAUAAUUGUUUCAUUCUUUUAGACAGAAAUAUGUCUUAGAGACGCUGAUAUAUUCUUACUAUACAUAAUUAAAAGUUCGGUUGAAUGUUGUGUUAAAUUGUAAUAUCAAGUUUUACAACUACGUCUAAAUUCCCUGUCUUAAGAUAGUCGGUAAGAUAUAUUCGUUACACAGUGAGCUCGUGACCUAAUACUAUAUAUACGGGGUCAGUAAAUUUCAUAUGUAGAUCGAGCUUCGCUCGUUCUUGUUCCAUAUGGAAUUUUCUGACCCCGUUUAUAUCGUUUUAAGGUCACUAGCACACUGUAUGACUUAUACAUAUUUUUAUAUUUUGACCUAUCUGAUGAUACACUAUUGUUGAAAACUUUUGAAUAUGUGUUGUUUAAAAUACUGUACAGAUUCAUGUAUGUCAAUAAAUGACAAUGCAGUAGAGCUGAACAUAAUUUGUUUCUAGAUUGUAGCUUUAGAAAUUAUUAUUUCUGUAUACAGCUUUUAAUUUUUUCCCAUCUGUUUACAAUAGUAUUGACAGAAAAACCACCAGACAUAAUCUGGUCAGCCAUGAUAUCUAGAUUUUAAACACAGAUAUGUUAUUGAGUUUACAUUGUAAACGUAGAUUUGUCAAUGCAAUAUUAACUCGUUAUAUUAUGUGUAUAGAAUUAACAUAUAUUUGUUUCAAAUAAAAUAUUAACAAAAUGCUG